AUGAUUCAGAGCCUUCUCCAAGUGAAUUCUGCGGUCGUGGCCGCGAGCUUGCUACUUUUGAUAAUUUUCCAUUAUGUUCGAGUAUACUUUCGUCAGGGACUCAGGAACCUUCCUGGGCCUUUAUUUGCUCGAUUUUCCUAUUUUUAUCGACUUUUCAUGGUAUACAAAGGUGACGGCCCCGCACAAUAUCGUAAAAUCCACGACGAAUUCGGACCCAUAGUGAGAGUCGGGCCGAAUGAAGUUUCUAUCGCGGACCCUGCAAUGAUUCCUGUUAUCUAUGGGAUAGGUAGCAAGUUUACCAAAACUCCAUUCUACGCCACUAUGGCCCCAAUUUACGAGGGCCAGGUACUAGACAGCAUGUUUACAGCUCGCGAUACUACCUAUCACAAACAUCUUAAGAACUCCGUAUCCCAGAUCUUCUCCAUGACAAAUAUGAAAAACUUCGAAGUUUAUGCCGAUGAAUGCACUCAGAUAUUUAUCAGUGAAAUGCUACAUCUAGAGGGCAAGCCAGUGGACUUUUCAAACUGGCUACAAUGGUACGCAUUCGACGUGAUCGGUAGUAUCACCUUCCAAAGACGGUUUCGCUUUCUAGAGGAGAGGCGCGAUGUUGAUAACAUGAUCGGCAAAAUUGAUAUGGGGCUCCAAUAUGUCAAAAUCUUGGGACAGCUUCCAUAUUUGAUUCCGAUGCUGCAAUGGGCACUUUUAAAUAAGUAUAUUCAACGCAUAAAUAUAUUCCCAGACACAUUGGACAGAUUCACGAAGAUUGAGAGGUAUGACAAUAGUACUGCAGCUAAAGACACUAAGCGCACUGAUUUUCUCGCGCAGCUGAGAGAAAAGGAGAAAAAGUCGGGAAGAAUCUCUCAAACGGAUAUGGUAAACCAUCUAUCUAACAAUCUACUGGCGGGAAGUGAUACAACUGCAAUAUCGCUACGUGCUAUAUUUUAUUACAUAGUUCAGGAUCCCCAUGUCUAUACUAAACUUCAAAAUGAAAUAGACGAAGCCGACAGAAACAACAUGCUCUCUGAAUAUAUCACAUAUGAAGAGUGCCUGAGAAUGCCGUACCUACAAGCAGUAAUGAAAGAAGCAAUGAGAUUACACCCCGGGGUCGGUUUUCCACUAGAAAGAUUCGUACCUCCAGAAGGUGCUGAAAUCUGUGGACGAAGACUACCUGGCGGUACAAAUGUCAGCAUUUCAGCUCCUGUAAUACACCACAACAAAGAAGUCUACGGUGAAGAUGCCAAUUUAUUCCGCCCAGAAAGAUGGUUAGAAGCACCUUUCGAGGAGUUGAAAGCGAUGAAUCGAUAUUUUUUUGCAUUUGGAUACGGUGCACGAACUUGCAUUGGUAAAAACAUCUCCAUCAUGGAGAUGGGAAAAUUUGUUCCGCAAAUAUUUCGGCAUUUCAAUGUUUCGUGGGCUUCGCCUGCGCCUGAGUGGAUAACACAUGCUGCUUGGUUUUGGAAACAGUCGGGUCUGAUAGUACGUCUUGAAAGACGAAAAUUCGGCAAAGGACCUUGA
Molecule: messenger RNA, 1515 nt
Organism: Talaromyces proteolyticus
Lineage: Eukaryota; Fungi; Ascomycota; Eurotiomycetes; Eurotiales; Trichocomaceae
Product: cytochrome P450
Exons: 6
Coding region: 1-1515 (504 amino acids)
Molecular function (GO): heme binding; iron ion binding; oxidoreductase activity, acting on paired donors, with incorporation or reduction of molecular oxygen
Source: RefSeq, a predicted model, not a curated record